This is a messenger RNA of Talpa occidentalis (Iberian mole), 2000 nucleotides long. RefSeq names its product SPNS lysolipid transporter 1, lysophospholipid (gene SPNS1). NCBI's taxonomy places the organism in Eukaryota, Metazoa, Chordata, Mammalia, Eulipotyphla, Talpidae. Gene Ontology annotation, biological process: transmembrane transport. The transcript has 13 exons. Gene Ontology annotation, cellular component: membrane. The record is from RefSeq and is a predicted model, not a curated record. Bases 262 to 1758 code for a protein of 498 amino acids. Gene Ontology annotation, molecular function: transmembrane transporter activity.
CGCAGGGCGGUUCGGGCCCUCCUCAACCCGCAGCUCCCCGACAUCACCCGAAUUCCCCACCGCAGGACGGGGAGGCGUGACGGGGCCCGGGUUUCAUCCCAGCCGUGCUCUGUGCUCGGGGGCAAGCUCCUUCCCGUGUCUGGGCGCACCGCCCUCGCCUGGGUUCCCUCCAUCCUCGUUUCUCCAGCCUCCUCCCCUCGCAGCCAGGCGGAUGACACGGACGACGGGCCGGUGCCUGGCACCCCAGGGUUGCCGGGGAUCAUGGGGAAACCGAAGUCCGAGGAUCCGGAGAUCCCGGACCGGGAGGGGCUGCAGCGCAUCACGGGCUUGUCCGCGAGCCGUUCCGCUCUCAUAGUGGCUGUGCUGUGCUACAUCAACCUCCUCAACUACAUGGACCGCUUCACCGUGGCUGGUGUCCUUCCGGACAUCGAGCAGUUCUUUGGCAUCGGAGAUAGUAGCUCCGGCCUCAUCCAGACCGUGUUCAUCUCCAGUUACAUGGUGUUGGCACCUGUGUUUGGCUACCUGGGUGACCGGUACAAUCGGAAGUACCUCAUGUGCGGGGGUAUUGCCUUCUGGUCCCUGGUGACACUGGGGUCAUCUUACAUCCCCAGAGAGCGAUUCUGGCUGCUGCUCCUGACCCGGGGCCUGGUGGGAGUUGGAGAGGCCAGUUACUCCACUAUCGCACCCACGCUCAUUGCUGACCUCUUUGUGGCUGACCAGCGGAGCCGGAUGCUCAGCGUCUUCUACUUUGCUAUCCCAGUGGGCAGUGGUCUGGGUUACAUUGCAGGCUCCAAAGUGAAGGAUGUGGCCGGGGACUGGCACUGGGCACUGAGGGUAACACCAGGUCUGGGAGUGGUGGCUGUUCUGUUGCUGUUCUUGGUAGUACGGGAGCCCCCAAGGGGAGCUGUGGAGCGCCACUCAGACUCUCCACCGCUGACCCCCACCUCGUGGUGGGCAGAUCUGAGGGCUCUGGCUAGAAAUCCUAGUUUCAUCCUGUCUUCCCUUGGCUUCACUGCGGUAGCCUUUGUCACGGGCUCCCUGGCUCUUUGGGCUCCUGCAUUCUUGCUGCGUUCCCGUGUGGUCUUGGGGGAGACCCCGCCAUGCCUUCCUGGAGACUCCUGUUCUUCCUCUGACAGCCUCAUCUUCGGCCUCAUCACCUGCCUGACGGGGGUCCUAGGAGUGGGCCUGGGCGUGGAGAUCAGUCGCCGCCUCCGCCGCUCCAACCCCCGGGCUGACCCACUGGUCUGCGCUGCUGGCCUCCUAGGCUCCGCACCUUUCCUCUUCCUGGCCCUCGCCUGUGCUCGUGGUAGCAUCGUGGCCACCUAUAUUUUCAUCUUUAUUGGCGAGACCUUGCUGUCCAUGAACUGGGCCAUUGUGGCUGACAUUCUGCUGUAUGUGGUGAUCCCCACUCGUCGCUCCACUGCUGAGGCCUUCCAGAUUGUGCUGUCCCACCUGUUGGGUGAUGCUGGGAGCCCCUACCUCAUCGGCCUGAUCUCCGAUCGCCUUCGCCGGAGCUGGCCCCCCUCCUUCUUGUCUGAGUUCCGGGCAUUGCAGUUCUCACUCAUGCUCUGCGCCUUCGUUGGGGCACUGGGCGGCGCGGCCUUCCUGGGCACCGCCAUCGUCAUUGAGGACGACCGCCGGCGGGCCCAGCUGCAUGUACAGGGUCUGCUGCAUGAGGCAAGGCCGGCAGAUGACCGGAUUGUGGUGCCCCAGCGAGGCCGCUCCACCAGGGUCCCUGUGUCCAGUGUGCUCAUCUGAGAGGCCCUCUUCACCUGUCUGCACACCCACCAUAGCUGACUCUGGGUUGACCCCGGUGGGUGCUGGGCCCAAACCCCCAGCCUGGCCCCACUUCUAGGAGGACCACUGGGCUGUGUUCCAGCUCCCAAACACUACACGGGCAACCAAGCGCGCAGGAAGCGGGGAUCCACGAGGGGGCUCCUCCCCCGGAGCAGCCCCAGGGGCUCGGUGCUAUUUGUAACUAAAUAAAAUUUGUAGCCAGA